AAAACAUACAAACAAACCCCAUCUUCUUUCCUUUUCUCUUCCAUUCUCUUCUUCAACCAUGAAACUCAAACUAAACACCAUUUUUAUCUUCAUAUAUUAAUCUUUAUCUUUCUUUCAAAUUCUCAUAAUAUUCUUUGCCAAAUUUAUCCAAACCCUAAAAACCAAAAAAUAAAACUAAAAAAAUAAAAUGAGCAUAGAUGACGAAUCAUUGAGAUCUCUAUCUUUGGAUUAUCUAAACUUACUAAUCAACGGUCAAGCUUUCAGCGAUGUAACCUUCAGUGUAGAAGGGCGUCUAGUACACGCGCAUCGUUGUAUUUUAGCAGCGCGUAGUUUAUUUUUCAGGAAGUUUUUCUGUCGGUCGGAUCAACCCGGUGGGCUAGACCCGAGAAUAAUGGGUCAAGUAUCAUCCCCACGGGCGGAUAAUGGGCCGGGUCCAACCCAAGUAAUACCGGUAAAUUCAGUGGGGUAUGAAGUGUUUAUGUUGUUGGUACAGUUUUUGUAUAGUGGACAAGUUUCAAUUGUUCCUCAAAAACAUGAACCUCGUCCUAAUUGUGGUGAAAGAGCUUGUUGGCAUACACAUUGUACCUCAGCCGUUGAUCUUGCUCUUGAUACACUAUCUGCCGCUAGAUCUUUUGGUGUUGAACAACUUGCUUUGCUCACUCAGAAGCAAUUGGCAAGUAUGGUGGAGAAGGCAUCAAUUGAGGAUGUAAUGAAAGUAUUAAUAGCAUCAAGGAAGCAAGAUAUGCAACAAUUAUGGACUACUUGUUCCCACUUGGUAGCAAAAUCAGGGUUACCCGCUGAAAUACUAGCCAAACACCUCCCUAUUGACGUGGUUGCCAAAAUCGAGGAGCUCCGAUUAAAAUCCUCAAUAUCAAGACGGAGCGCGCUCAUACCGCACUACCCUCCCCACCACCACUUCCAUCCAGAUCUUGGACUUUCGUCCCCGACCAAUCAGGAAGACCACAAGAUCCGUCGGAUGAGACGAGCACUUGACUCGUCUGAUGUUGAGUUAGUAAAACUCAUGGUAAUGGGCGAGGGUCUCAAUUUAGAUGAGGCGCUCGCCCUACACUAUGCCGUAGAAAAUUGUAGCCGUGAAGUAGUUAAGGCCUUGCUCGAACUUGGGGCCGGGGAUGUUAAUUACCCGGCUGGCCCUACGGGUAAAACACCACUUCAUAUUGCGGCCGAAAUGGUUUCCCCGGAUAUGGUUGCGGUUUUGUUGGAUCACCAUGCAGACCCGAAUGUAGGAACCGUAGAUAAUGUCACCCCAUUGGAUAUCCUAAGGUCUUUGACCUCGGAUUUUCUCUUUAAAGGAGCGAUUCCCGGGUUAGCCCAUAUUGAGCCUAACAAACUUCGACUUUGUUUGGAGCUUGUGCAAAAUGCUGCUAUGGUAAUCUCCAGAGAGGAAGCAAAUGACAAUAAUAAUAAUAAUAAUAAUAAUAAUAAUAAUGCUUCGUUGGCCUCGAUUUACGUGCCAAUCGGAGGCGAUCAAGAACAUACUACUAGUAGUAAUAGUGGAAACCUUUGUAUUGAUUCAAGGAUGGUUUAUUUGAAUUUAGGAGGUGUAGGCUCGACCGCCAUGGGAGAUCAUCAUCAUCAUGAUCAGGAUGGUAAUCAUACAAAUCAGAGAAAUUCGACAUCGAUUUAUCAUCAUCACCAUCACCAUCACCAACAUCAUCAUCAUGAGUAUUGAAGUUAUAACUUUUCAAUAGAUUUUAUUCUUAGUUUACGGAAAAAAAUGUACUCCUUUUAUUCCAGAAUUUAUCAUGAUUUUUAUUUUUGUUCGCUUUAUAUU
This is a messenger RNA of Amaranthus tricolor (Joseph's coat), 1792 nucleotides long. Its product is annotated as BTB/POZ domain and ankyrin repeat-containing protein NOOT1-like. The transcript is spliced from 2 exons. Gene Ontology annotation, molecular function: protein binding. Gene Ontology annotation, biological process: plant organ development. The coding region runs from base 188 to 1690 and encodes 500 amino acids. The record is from RefSeq and is a predicted model, not a curated record. NCBI's taxonomy places the organism in Eukaryota, Viridiplantae, Streptophyta, Magnoliopsida, Caryophyllales, Amaranthaceae.